Mytilus trossulus (common blue mussel) is the source of this 6617-nucleotide messenger RNA. Its product is annotated as HEAT repeat-containing protein 1-like. The coding region runs from base 66 to 6593 and encodes 2175 amino acids. Gene Ontology annotation, biological process: positive regulation of transcription by RNA polymerase I; maturation of SSU-rRNA from tricistronic rRNA transcript (SSU-rRNA, 5.8S rRNA, LSU-rRNA). Gene Ontology annotation, cellular component: 90S preribosome; t-UTP complex; small-subunit processome. The transcript is spliced from 45 exons. NCBI's taxonomy places the organism in Eukaryota, Metazoa, Mollusca, Bivalvia, Mytilida, Mytilidae. The record is from RefSeq and is a predicted model, not a curated record. Gene Ontology annotation, molecular function: snoRNA binding.
GCCGAUAAAUCAAACCAAAACAACAACACGUGCGUGCUAUGUAAACUCAACUAUAAACCUUGAAGAUGACAUCUUUAGCAAAGCAAUUAGAAAGGCUUGCUGUACCACAUACACAGACUGUGUUUGGUGAAGAUAAAAGAAAGAAAUCGUUGUUAUUUGAUCCAAAAGAAGCUGCUGGACUAGACAAGGAAACGUUUUUUGGUCUAGGAACUAAUGGACUUGAAGAAUUAGAAACGAUUGAUGAGAGUUUUGAAGAAUUUGAGGAAAAUCUGUUUGCCAAUUCUGCGUUAAGUUUUGAAAGAAGUGUACAGACUAAGGAAGUUAAUGACAAGCUUGAUGAAACAAUCGAUAGAUUUCUGUAUCGUUUAUCUCCAUACUGUCUGCUCAAGCCAGCACACAAAGCAUUAGAAUGGCUUAUAUACAGGUACCAUAUUCACCAGUACAAUGUAGACAGUUUGAUGUUAUGUAUGUUACCGUACAGUGAGAGUAAAAUAUUUGUACGUGUGGUUCAACUUCUCAAACUGAAUUCAAAGCUUGCUACUAAAUGGGAUUGGCUGGAAGAGAUUCAGAAAAGUGGAGUACAUUUAUCAAGGUCAGCAUUAGUUAACCAUUGUAGAACUGAUCCAGGAUUUAUGGCUUUGAUCUGUGAUACAGUGAUCAAAGUUAUCAAGGCACAGGAGUCAGUAGAUGAAACAAUGCCACAAUUAAGGACAUGGUUUGCCUUCUACAUGACCACACUUAUAGGUGUCAUGGAAACAGGUGGCAUUAAGGAAGAGUUUAUUGCCAUGAUAUUGCCACACAUCAGUCAAGGGUUAAAAUCUAGUAUACCUAACUACAAAGCAGCUACUUAUAUGAUGAUAGCAGAAUUGUUUCACAAGGUCACCUUGAAGGAUAAACUUCUGACUACACUGCUGAAUACAAUCUGUAAGUACAUUUCACCACGGUUGUUGACAGAAGCUUUGUCAUGUAUGCUGUUGAUGUUCCAGUCACAGAAUAUAACAGGAUUGUCAAAAAGGGCUUUUAAGAGGCUGUGUAGUCAACCUGCACUGGUAGAAACACUGGUACCUUUAUGUAACCAGUACAAGUCAGACAAGUUCAUACUGGCUUUAUUAGAAAGACUGAUUCCUGCUGCCAUUAAACCAACAAACUGCAUGACCAGUGGCAGUGACAGUAAUGAGUCAGACACAGAAGGAGCGGGUAGUACUGAAUUAAAUGUGGCACUACACAGAAUUCUAUCUGAUGUGACUUUGGAGGAAGGUCAAGAUGAAGUGGUUAUAAGGAAUAUUUUGGAUAAGUUAAUGAAAUAUAGCGGAAAGUUUGAGCGUGAAGAAGCUGUGAAGGAUUUCUGUAACAAAUUCACUGUUACCAUGAGGAUGCUGGAAUCCAAGUACCCCAAGGCAGUUGACAGAAGUAUGGAAGACAUUCUAGAGAAUGCUGAAUCUGACAAGACAAGAGAGUUAAUGGAACAAUUUAUGAAUCAGAUGGUAUUCUCUGUUCAACACCAUCUUGUACCAGAAUCAAGUGCCAGUCUGACAUUGUCACUUAACCAUCGUCUACCAACAGUCAGACAGAAAGCUACUCAGUAUUUAUUGAAAAAUCUAGAGGAGGCACCAGAUGAUGACUUUGUGAAUGAUGUUUUACUAAACCGCCUUAGAGAUGAUGAUGAAAAUGUUGUCAAAGCUGCUUUAGAAUCAGGAUCAAAAAUAUGGGAUUUGGUGACAGAGAAAGAUGAACUGAUGAAAGUAUUAAAACUGUUGUUAGAGAAAGUGAAAACAGAUUCAGGAUGGAAAGAUAUGAUGUUGCCAGUACUAGAAGUUCUCUGCAGCUGUGAAGAAGAUACAGAUGAUCAUCAGAUAUUACUAAUGUUAUUUCCAUUUUUUCUGAUCACUAGUUUGAAAGGAUAUGAACAUGUGGCAUUCAUCCUCAGUUCACCUUUGGCUAAGAGACAUACACUUUUGAAACAUGUUAGCAAAAGUAUACAGAAAACAUCAGGAUCACCUAUCAAAUCACCAAAAUCUCCAAGGAAGAAGAAGGUUGAAUACAAAGAAGAUGAUAAUCUUGCAGAAAAUAUGAUUGACAGUUUUGGACAUGGAUUGAUGGCUUGUACUGAACAGCAGAGAGAUAAUAUGAUUCUUGAAUGGAUAAGUGCAGACUUAGACAGCAGAGGGCAGUGUUUUAUACUUCUGAUACUAGACAAGUUAUUAUCUUUGGUGAAAACCCAGAAGGAAAAGGCCUUUAUCUGUCUACAGAUAAUAAACAUGAUAAAGAAACUAGAGAUCGAGGGAGUUGGAGAAAUAACUACAAUCAGCAAAGCUAUAGAAACCACUUGUAAUCAGAUAUUUGAAGGAAAUACGAUUAGUUUCACACUUGUGCUGUCUGUCUUAAACAGGAUGAUGACAGCCAUUACCUUACCUAAAAAGCUCAAGGACGUUAAUUACUGGUAUUACCAUGGCAAUACAAAUGCAGAAGAUCAGAUUCUUGUUGUGUUAGUAGAAAUGUUUGAUUAUGUAUUAGACAAAGCGACCCAGGCUUUAACUUGUGCAGAGUCGUUCAGAGAUUUAUUUAAAGAGACAGUGGAGGUUGUUUUCCCAGAUUUAAGCCUACUCUUUAGAUUCCUAGGUCUACUUUGGACCCAGCAUUGUAACACCACUGAAACAAAGCUUGAAGUCUCACUACCAUUACAAGCCAGAGCAUUACAGAUUGGUAAAAUACACCUCCAGGGAUUGAGAGCUGAUAGUUUUACAGAAACUGACUGGACUACAGCAAUACUUAAUUUAUUACUGACAACAAGUAGUUCUAACAAGUCCAUUCGUGAGAUGUCUGUGCAGUGUCUACAGAUCGUUCAGAGCAAGAUGGAGGAGUCAGCCUUCAGUCCUGUCAUCAAGAAAGUGCUCAGAUGUCUACCAGAAAUUGUGGCUGACCCUGAAUUCAUUGAAUCUGUGAUGAAAGCAGUUUUCAAAUCUAUGGAUGAAGAAAAGGAGAAAACACCCAAGAAGAAGAGACAGUCUUUAACACAAUCCAACAAAGAAGAAGCUCUGACAAUGCUCCUUGAUGUUAUAAGUGAUAAAUCUACCCCUCACUUCAUACAGAAAUCUUUGUUGGAGUUGAUUAAGCAUUGUCAUAGCAGGGGUAGGUGUGAAGCUCUAACAAUGAUCCUAGAUGUUAUAAGUGAUAAAUCUACCCCUCACUUCAUACAGAAAUCUUUGUUGGAGUUGAUUAAGCAUUGUCAUAGCAGGAAAAUUCUGACAUCUUUGUUACCUAAGUUACAGCAAGAUUUGAAGGCACUGGAAGAUGGAAAUAAAUCGAGGGUAUUAUUUGACUGUUGUAAGAUGAUUUUGGAGAGAUUUUACCCUGAGUUUGGAGAGGUCAUAGACUCUGAUGGAAUCCCCGUGUUAAUGGCUGCCUUGAAAUCUGCUGUGUGUAUAGAUGAUAAAGCAGAUACUAUUCAACAAUUUACUAUUUAUAUGAUAACAAAAGAUUUGUAUACAUCCCUGCAAAUGGAAUCACAGAAGAGAAUUCUAUCAACUCUAUAUUCCCUGUGGACAGAGUCAGAGAAUCCCUAUGUUCCCUCUUCUAUUAGGAAAAUUCUUAGACAUCUUCCACUAGAUGGUAGCCAUGUUGCUGAUGAGUUGGAACAGUGUCUAAGUGUAUCAAAUGUUGGAACCCUAAGGGAAGCUAAAAGGAAGAAAAGCAGGCCAUCAGAGAUAGUCAAACCAAAGGAAGAUGAGUUCGAGAGUUUGUCAUGGCAACGAGUAACUGUGAUCUUAGAAUCUGUGCAAGAGAAGAAGAAGUUGGAUAAUUAUCAUGUCCUUCUGCCAGUCUGCUUCAACCUUAUGUCUAGGAUAUUGGAAUCAGAUGAUCACUCAUCUGGAGAAUACAUCAAACAAUUGAUACUGGCAUUAAUCCACCAUGUAUGUAGUAAAGUGGAUGUGGAUCAGACACAAAAACUAAUACCAGAACAAACUUUUAACAUGGAAUUGAUUGUACAGUGUGUAAGAAGUUCUGACAAUCCACAGACACAUCAUCAAGCAUUACUGGUUCUAACUGUAGCUGCAGAACUUUACCCUGAGAAACUGCUACACAAUAUCAUGUCUGUGUUUACCUUCAUGGGAGAUACUAUACUGAAACAGGAUGAUGCUUACAGCUUCCAUAUCAUCAGUAGAAUACUAGAGACAGUUAUACCAGCCUUAGUUACUGCAUGUGGACAAAGAAAAAGGGUACACAGGACUGUAUCUAACAAAGCAGAAGAUGUCAUCACCAUGGUGAUUCGUGUAUUUGUUGAUGCCUUCCCACAUAUACCCAAUCACCGUCGUCUGAUGUUGUUUACAAAACUAGUAUCCAUAGAGGGUGAUGUAUCUUAUCUGUGGAGAACAUUGUUACUAAUGACAGAACAAGUGGUCAGUAAAGGACCUGUAGGGGACAAUGAGGAUGAAAGCUCAGAAAAGAUUGACUCUGCACCAGACAGGGAGUUCAGACUAAAUCUGUGCAGCCAUUUUACUCUGCCUGUACAACUGUCGGCUGCCACAGAUAUUAUUGAAUACAUAAUGAAGCUUCCAGAUGAUAAAGACAUGGAGUCUUCAGCAAAGACAGUAUCUCUUCCCAAAUCUCUGGGACAACUUAAGAAAGAUGAUGUAGAACUGUUUAAUGUACAGUUUCAUUCAGCCAAACAACUGAGACACUUUAGAUAUGAAUCUUUACAGCUGCUGAUCUCUCUCUUCACAAAUUCAACUUUCCUAUCACAGGUAUCAAGAGAAUUAAAUGAAGAUUUACAGCAGGAUUUCCAGAAGUUAUUAGAAGUAAUUAUGGGUUGUUUGGCUCAGCUAUCUAAAUCUGUAGAGAAACAUUCAGAUAAACCAACUGUAAAAUUCUGGAGAGCUUUGUUUCAUAAGAUCUGUGAACUCUUAGAUAAGGUGGUAACAAUUUUACCUGAGAAAUUAUAUCUCCAAGUGGUGUUUGGACUGAUGGCUCAUGAACUGUCACAUGUGAAGAGAAAAGCCAUGGAGCUACUGAAUGGUCGAUUACAUCAACAGAAAACAGAAUUUACAGGAGAGGAGGAAGCCCUAUUACUCCCUCUGGUGGACCAGUUAUGUGAAGUGGUUACCACAACAACGUUGACAGGAGAGAUAACUGAGGAAAGUGCAGUAAAUGGACAAUCAGCUUUCUACAGUCUCAAGUUAAUGAGUCGACAUCUAGGUCACAAAAAUCAUCACACCUUUACUAAGGUUUUAAAGCUAGCCAUAAAGGUGUUCAAGAAGAGAUCAGAUAACUUACAAGUAGCAGGCUGUGCUUUGUUGUGUGUAGCAGAGUUAUGUCACAGUCUCAAAGCUCAUGCUAUUCCCCAUUUGUCAGAGUUUAUGCCCUUGGUCCUUAAAGAAAUGAAGAAUGAAGAAAGGCUAACCAGUAAUGACCUGUAUAUGUUGAGUAUAGUGACAGCCAUACAGAAAGUUGUGGAGAACUUAUCUCUCUUCCUUAGUCCUUAUCUGGAAGACAUUUUAUUCCAUAUUUGUAAUUUAUCAUCAGACAGUUUAAAUGAUGAAGCAUUGCAGAAGCCACAGUUACAACUCAGACUGAAGUCCAUCAGACAUACAUUAGCCACAACCCUGCCACCCAGAGUUUUACUUCCUACUGUGGCAUCAUGCUAUCAUAGACUGGAAAAGGAAGAGAAAUUGUCCAGUAUAUGUUCUGUGAUGUCCGUAUUAGAGGAGCAUAUACAGUCCAUGUCAAAGGAAGAUUUAACAGCACACAUACAAGACUUACAGAAAUUCUUCUUAGAUGGUCUUAACUUCAGGUUCCUUUACUGUGAGAAUCCAGAGAAGCAGAUUUCUGCAGUAGAAGGCAGUAUUAUAGAAACUUUUAUCACCAUGGUGAUGAAGCUGUCAGAAUCUACUUUCAGACCACUUCUCUUUAAGUUAUAUGACUGGGCAAGUAGAGAUGAAGAAACCAAAUACAGAGUAAUGGUGUUCUACAGACUGGCUGAUAGAUUGGCAGAGAAAUUGAGAAGUUUGUUUACAUUAUUUGCCAGUCAUAUAGUUCAGCAUGCUGCAAGCAUAAUAGAGAAAAAUAACAUUUCUAAAACAGAAGAACCAUAUUUUUGUAAAGGAAACAGAGGAAGGAGAUUGUCCAAUCAGCUUCUUUGUUACAUAUUUGAUUGUUUGUACAAGUGUUUCUUGUAUGAUACAGAAGGAUUUGUUACAAAGGAGAGAUUUGACAGUUUAAUGCAGCCAAUGGUUGAUCAGAUUGAGAAUUUCCAACUUAAAGAUAAACAUUAUGAGAAGAGAAUAACAGACCAUCUGGUUCCCUGUAUAGUACAGUUUGCUGUUUCUUCUCAAGAUGAUUCUUUAUGGAAGAGCAUAAGUUAUCAGAUUCUAUUGAAAACUAGGCAUGAUACCUCAAAGGUGAGGUAUGCAGCUUUGCAGUGUAUUGAUGCAUUCCAUCAGAAGUUAGGUGAAGACUUCAUGCCAUUAUUGCCAGAGGCCAUACCAUUCUUAGCAGAGUUAAUGGAAGAUGAUAGCGAAGAGGUAGAAAAGAAAUGCCAGUCUGUGAUAGCUGAAAUGGAAAAGACAUUAGGAGAACCUCUCAAGAAAUAUUUUUAAAUAAAGAUUUUAUUUCAAAUCAUA